AUGUGGUUCACCAGGGGCUCUGUAGCGUUCGUGGGCGCAUCACUACUCCUCGGCACAGCUUCAUCAAGUGCCGUGCCGGAGUAUGUUGAGAAACUUGUCCGGAAGCAAGUGCCGGCUGACGCUACGGGCGUCCAGACGAUCACGUCGCCGAACAAUGUGACAAUCCGUUAUAAGGAGCCCGGGAAGCAAGGGGUCUGUGAGACGACGCCAGGUGUUAACUCGUACUCGGGCUAUGUCGACCUCGAUGCUGAGACACACAUACACAAUCCUAAUGAAGCCCCUAUAACACUGUGGCUCAAUGGCGGACCAGGUUCGGACUCACUGAUAGGAUUGUUUGAAGAACUGGGCCCAUGUAACGUGACACAUGAAAACAUCACAAAGGUGAACCCUUACUCCUGGAGCGAAGUCAGCAACCUCUUGUUCCUGUCACAGCCGAUAGGAGUCGGGUUCUCCUACGCAGAAGAAGUUGUUGGCGUUGUGAACGAGACGACCGGGUUUCCUCAAAACUCGUCCAAGCCAGACGGUCGCUACAGUCAUGUCGACCCCUACCGGUAUGACACUACCGCAUUGGCGGCGGUGGGCACCUGGGAGGUUCUGCAGGCCUUCAUCCAGAACCUGCCGGUCUUGGACGAGAAGAUUGAAUCCAGAAGCUUCAACCUUUGGACCGAAAGCUAUGGUGGUCAUUACGGUCCGGCCUUUUUCAAUCACUUCUACGAGCAGAACGAGCUCAUCAAGAGCGGCGAAGCCCCUGGUGUCGCCCUCGAGAUGCACACGUUGGGGAUCAUCAAUGGCAUCAUCAACUCCAGGAUCCAGAUGAAGUACUACCCCGAGUUCGCCUACAACAACACGUACGGCAUCCAAGCGAUCAACGAGAGCAUGUACAACUUCGCCAAGACGGCCAACACCUUCCCGUACUUUGGCUGCGAAUCCUACCUCGACGCCUGCGCCGCCGCAGACCUCUCCACGCCAGAUGGUGUCGCCACCUGCUCUCAGGCCCAGGCUAUCUGCCGAAGCUUUGUCGAGGGUCCGUACGAGGCCCUCGCCCAGAGCAGCAACUACGACAUCCGAGCCAAUGCCUCUGCGGACCUGCCGCCCAGCCACUGGUACGAUUGGCUCAACACCGCCGAGGCCCAGGACGCCCUCGGUGUCCGAGUCAACUAUACGGGCAGCAGCAGUGAGAUUUGGGUUGGUUUCGACUACAGCGGUGAUUGGGCCUACCCUACCUUCCUGCAGGAUCUGCAAGAUCUGCUGAACAAAGACGUACGGGUCGCGCUGAUCUACGGAGACGCUGACUACAUCUGCAACUGGUACGGCGGCGAGGCCGUGUCGCUCGAGGUGAACUACACGCACGCGGCCGAGUUCCGGGCGGCGGGGUACGCGCCGUUCGUGGUCGACGGCGUCGAGUACGGCGAGUCGCGGCAGUACGGCAACUUCAGCUUCACGCGCGUCUACGAGGCUGGCCACGAGGUGCCCUACUACCAGCCCCUCGCGUCGCUCGAGCUGUUCCGCCGCGUCCUGGCCGGCCUGGCCGUCGCCGACGGCGCCGUCCCCGUCACGCCCACCUACGCCAGCAACGGCACCGCUGUCGCUACCCACGUCGAGACGUACACGGGCUUCUUCACAGGCCGCCCGGAGAAUAAUGAUAAAUAG
Neoarthrinium moseri is the source of this 1650-nucleotide messenger RNA. RefSeq lists its product as uncharacterized. Gene Ontology annotation, cellular component: fungal-type vacuole. Gene Ontology annotation, molecular function: serine-type carboxypeptidase activity. The record is from RefSeq and is a predicted model, not a curated record. The coding region runs from base 1 to 1650 and encodes 549 amino acids. NCBI's taxonomy places the organism in Eukaryota, Fungi, Ascomycota, Sordariomycetes, Amphisphaeriales, Apiosporaceae. The transcript is spliced from 4 exons. Gene Ontology annotation, biological process: proteolysis.